UAAAUAUUUAAUUUUAAUUUUUGAAACAGAGUUACUUCAAUCUUGUAAUAAUUUAUUACUUUUUGACCUGCCCUGCUCGCUCUUUGACUUGAAACCAUCCUAAUUGCAUUUAAUAUGUCAUUCAAAUUCUGAUUCUUCAACGAAUAAAAACUACUAUUUUUGUACACCGUAUAUAACAUAUUCACCAACUUUUACGACCAAUGAAUUACUGAUUUCAAAAACCUGAAACCUCUUAUUCAUACCUCCCCGUUUCUAUGAUUAUUUUCAGUUGUCAAGGCUAAAUCGAUUUUUCUUCUCUAUUUCUCGGAUGUCAUGACAAUCUACAUUUAUAUUCGUGAAAUUGUGAAUGAUGUGUUCUUUAGAAUUGAGAAGGAUGGAUUAUACCAUAGUGGGUGUAACAAAUCAUCAUUGUUUACAGUUGAUACCGGCUAAUCUUCCCAAAGACCAGCAGAAGGUAGCAAUAGCUGACGUUGAUGGUAUUCUUCAAGUUUUUUCGAUAAAGAAAGAACAAAUACAAUUGCACUUUAAAACCCUACCUGGCUCACCAAUAUGUUCAGUGAAAACAGCUGGAGCUACAGGUGCUGUUGUCGACAAAAUAUUCAUUGCAUCUGGAAAUCAAGUACGAGGUUACACGAAAAAAGGAAAAUUGUUUCUCACAUUUGAUUCUGGAAUGACUGAAGAAAUAAAAUCAAUGUAUGUUCUCGAAAACGAAUUAUUUCUUUGUGGAAGGCACACAUAUACACAUUACAGAGAUCUCAAGGAUAAUGGAUCUUAUUUGUGUGGAGAUAAAAUUGUCGAUGUGAUUGCUCUUUACUGUCAAAAUAGUAAUCGACUCAUUUCUCUGAUAGCUUGUGAAGGUCGAAUGAUCAGAGCUUUGGAACAUGCACGAGUUACUUUGAGCAUGGAGAUAGAGAGCUCCCCUACUAUUCUGCAUAUUUACGAAGAUGAUGAAUUGAGAAUUGUUCUUUUUGGAACCACAGAUGGGCGAAUUGGGAUUCUGGACGUGGAAAACUUGAAAGGUUUUCAAAGUUGGCUUUUAUCGAACGAAUUCAAUAAAAGUCCAAUUGGUGCCAUAGACUCUUAUGACUUAAGUGACCUAGGAAGGAAACAACUGAUUAUUGGAAGGAUGGAUGGAAAUGUUGAAAUUUACUCCGUUAAUCUGAAAGAAGAUGUAGAAGAUACUAGAUUGAUUUUCAAAUAUAAUUGUAACGAAAGUAUAACUUCUUUACAAUGUGGGGUUGUUGGAUUCCAAGGACAUGAGGAAAUACUUGUGGUGACAUAUACAGGAAGAAUAUUCGGACUCACAACUAAAAGUAUAGAUGGUGAUAUGGACAACUCAACAGGCAGUUAUAUGGCUUCCGCCGAUGCUUCUCAAAAGAUAUUUGGUCUCAAGGCUGACAUAGAAGAACUCAAGAGUAAGGUUCUCAGGGAACGGGAAAAAUAUCAUUUAUCAACUCAAACAAACUUUGAUGACGUUUCUGCAAUUCCUUUAUUGAUGGUCAAGGAGUCGUUUAUUCUAGACACGAAAAACUCAACAUAUCACCUCACAAUAGAAGUACCCACUGCAAUAGAUAAUAUUUUGCUGCAAUGUAAUACAGAAAUAAAUCUUUUGGAUGAAGAAAAGAACUCGGCGAUUGUCAGUUAUGGUGAAUCAGAUAGUGAGGCAGAUAAUUACCUAUUGGCAACAUAUCGUUGCCAAAUGGAUACUAACCGAUUGGAGAUGAAAAUUCAAACUGUGGAAGGGAAGUAUGGGAUUCUACAGGCUUACGUUUCUCCGAUGGUACAACCAAAAUGCAGCAGGCUGUUGUGCUACGAGAUAAAAGUUCUUUCUCUACAUCAAAGAUUAUAUCAAUUUGAUUAUAAUAGACCAUUCAACACCCUUAUUUUGAAAGGUUUAUUUAGUUUGGCAGAAAUUCAUGCAUGGGUGAGACAGUGUUUACCUGAAGUUGCUGAAAAACCCUGUUCAACUGAGAAAACCAUUUUGUGGUAUGGUUCUACAAUUGUAGAUUCAGUUUUGGAAUGUAGAUACCAAAAGGGGGAAGCAGAAUUCAUGUCCGAUAACAUUUCAACGAUAUUUAUUCUCAAGGAGACUUUAAUAUCAGAUGCUACAAAACGGAAAAUAAAAAUUGACGUCAAUAUCUGUAUCAACGACGAGUCUGUCAACUUCAUGCUGAAAACCAUCGAAGAAAAGUUACUCACGUCCCAAAAAAUAUCAGAGGAAUUCUGUCUUCUGAGUGCGUUAGAUGAAGUAGCAGUGACAGAAGAAGAGGCUUCAAAAUACUUAUCGACGAAAUAUAAAGAUAUACUUCUCCGAGCUGAAAAAAUAAGGGAAUCAAAUAGACAAAACCAAUUAAACAAACUUUAUGAUUCAAUCACUACUCUGUACAUCAAUUACAGCAACUUCCGAGGAUUCAAUCCACAUAAAAAAAUAUCAACACUGAAAGGAUAUCUAAAAGACUUCAACUAUGAUGGAAUAAUGACCCUCUUCAGGUCACAACAACAUAAAUCUGAAAAUUAUUCCGUUUGAGGUAACGUCGAAUGAAAACCGUUUAUUUUGAUGAAGAUGAGAAAUAUAAUUUAUGAAAUAUUUAUUAAGUUUCUCAAAUAACGAUUUGAAAUUUUGUAAAU
Messenger RNA from Leptinotarsa decemlineata (Colorado potato beetle), 2628 nucleotides. Its product is annotated as BBSome complex member BBS7. NCBI's taxonomy places the organism in Eukaryota, Metazoa, Arthropoda, Insecta, Coleoptera, Chrysomelidae. Gene Ontology annotation, biological process: cilium assembly; intracellular transport; intracellular protein localization. Gene Ontology annotation, molecular function: protein binding. Gene Ontology annotation, cellular component: ciliary basal body; BBSome; membrane. The record is from RefSeq and is a predicted model, not a curated record.